This is a messenger RNA of Rhodamnia argentea, 580 nucleotides long. Its product is annotated as MATH domain and coiled-coil domain-containing protein At2g01790-like. Bases 32 to 580 code for a protein of 182 amino acids. The record is from RefSeq and is a predicted model, not a curated record. Gene Ontology annotation, molecular function: protein binding. The transcript is spliced from 4 exons. Lineage: Eukaryota; Viridiplantae; Streptophyta; Magnoliopsida; Myrtales; Myrtaceae.
AAGAGAAGGGAAAAACAGGAGGUUUCAUGCAAUGAAGCCCAAAUGGGGUAUUCCAAGAUUUAUGCCGCUCAAAACUUUCAUCAAUCCGUCAAAUGGCUACCUUGUUGAUGACACUUGUGUGUUCGGAGUGGAGGUUUAUGUUAUCAAAAGUUUAGGUCUGGGUGAAUGCUUGACACUAGAAGCGUGUCCGCAGCCUGUUAGUCACAAAUGGAAGAUAUCAAACUUCUCUACUUUGGGGAAUGAUCGCUACUCUGACGUUUUCACUGCAGGGAAUCACAACUGGAGGUUACAACUCUGUCCAAGGGGUGACCAGCAUAACAUUUACAAAAACAUUUCCGUAUUUCUUUGUUUAGUAGAUUCAGGUGAUCAGAAAGUCAAAGCCACUUAUACCAUUCGGUUAAAAGGGAGAGCUGGCAGGACGCAUCAGAUGACAGGAGGUUAUUGGUUCAGUGGUCCAAAUAAAAAGUGGGGUAUGCCCUCCUUCUUGCCACUGACUACCGUUCAGGAAUACUUAGCUGGUGAUGAGUUUGUCCUGGAGGCUGAAGUGCAAGUUCUUGGCACAGUGAGGAAACUACCAUGA